AUGACAAGUGGAAUGUACGCCAUUGUGGAAGAAACAAUGCCCCAUUUAGGAUCUAUGCUCAACUGUGAUGCCUUCAGAUGGAUGAAUCGUAUUCUGGAAGACUCCGCAGCUACACAGUCACGUAAUUCAGAUCAGUUUGCCUCUACAGGACUGCAUCAUUCGGCCUAUUUCGGGGCUGAUUUGUGGCCACAAAAUGUGUUUGAUGAAAAUAAAUGCAAAGAAUCGGGAUUCGAUUUGCAAAGUUUCUCCCGGAUUCUGGCGUUGAAUAAUCUGAUCCGUUCCUUGUCUAGCUCCGGAACUAGUCCCAUGCCCAAUGAGGAAUUCCUGCGUACUUUACUUUUGGUCGAAAUGUACAAAUAUCAGGCCGAAAUGCUACAAAAGUCGAACUCGACAAACGAGCUGGAUCAUAUGGAUACGAGUAUCAGAUCACCCUACCAAUUCCCGAAUAUCUCCGCAACAAACAAUAUCCCUGUUACAAACACGCCUACAAAUCCCAUCUUCCCUCCAUUCGGGUUGACCAAUUUUACGGAUUGGACAUCGGCAGACUUCCAACAGCGCAACAAUAACCAUCCUUCUCAUCAGCAACAUCCGCAACUCCACGACCCCGAACCACAUCAGUCCAGAUCGAAUUUUUCAAAUAGUCCCAAAGACAGUAGUGCUCCAGGCAUCCCCUUUACAGGCAGCCCCGUCCACAAUCCAACUAGUCCAACCAACUCGUUAAUCAAUCCACUUGAACAGUUGAACAUGGCCUUUUUGUCCGCCGCUGCUGUUGCCAUGGCUUCGGCGGUCACAGCCAGCAGUGCUGCAUCCUCUUCCAUCUCCCCGACCGGUACAUCUCCGAUGGACGAUGUGCACGACUCCGAAUUCCCCACUGCUCAGACGAUUCCGGUCAACUUGACAUUGCCCCAUGCACCCAAAUUAGAGAAGUCACUAUCAGUGGACAACAGUCCGAUGACACGCCACCAGCUAGAUCUGGAUCUUCGAAUUCCUCCUCCCACUUCGCAUUCACUUUCACUAUCAAAACGGUUCAGCUCAUUCAGCUCGUCCUCGAACAGCUCGAGUCGAUUUGGACCGCGAAGGAUCAAACGUUCUACCAGCCUAAGUCCGUCAUCCGAAAGUUUUCAUGCAAAACGAAUAAUGCUUGAAAAUGGAAAAUUCACAGAUCCUUUUCGGUGUGGUCUGGACUCCGUCAAUCGAAAUCAGAAUGAAUCACCGACAGACCGAACCGGUGAAACACCAAACCAGCCAAUCUCAUCUGAGCUUUCCGACGACUUACGACCGCGUUGGAAACCGACCCUCGGACAUCGGCCUUCCUAUCGUCUGUCCCAGUUUUUACGGCAUCUGCUAAACAGUCCUGAGUGUAAUCCGGACCUGAUUUGUUGGGUUGACCGUUCGCGGAAUACGUUCAAACUGGUCAACAGUGCUGCCGUGGCACGUCUAUGGGGUGCACACAAACAGAAGCCCAACAUGAAUUAUGAAACAAUGGGUCGAGCAAUGAGAUAUUAUUAUGCCCAGAAUAUUUUGCGCAAAGUCAAAGGACAACGCCUGGUUUAUCAGUUUUUGCAAGACGUUGAUACUCCAUCUAACGGCGACAAACGACAUUUGUCUGGGGAAAGAUUACCGUCCAGCAAAGCAACUGACCCAGAUCAUCAAUCUGAAAGCUGA
Molecule: messenger RNA, 1665 nt
Organism: Echinostoma caproni
Lineage: Eukaryota; Metazoa; Platyhelminthes; Trematoda; Plagiorchiida; Echinostomatidae
Source: the annotation of a GenBank genome assembly